UUGUCCCACGAAACCCCUCAGUCCAGUCAAGCAUGUCGCUUUUGCAGAGACUUCCACUGCCCAAAUACAGGAGGCUGCGAGGUCACCAAUGAGUUCACCGACCAGCAGAUAGAAGAGCUCCGUUCAAGCAAAAGAAAACAUGUCUCGUUGGACUCGGCUGCUGCUGCUGCUUCUUCUCCUGGUCUGCGAAGUUCAAGCGCAAGUGGAAAACCGGGUGAAUUUCCUGCCGGGAACCUUUCAGAACGUGAGCGUCUCCCGGAACGAGACGGUGCAGGCCGUGGUGUCCCGGAUCGCCUUGGACGUCGCCUACCUCACUCUGCAGUUCCACACGCAGCACCGCAACGCCACGCUGUCCUACACCAGGAUGCCAGGCCUGGGUCUCUCUCUGACGGCAGUGGACUCGGGGCUCCUGUCGGCUCUCCAGCCAACCCAAGCGGCCCUCUCCUUGUUUCUGUCUUCUCCUGAUGAGGACACAGUGGCGGGCAUCGGGGUCAUCCUGCAAUACUCCAGCACCGAUCCAGUCCCUGGAGCUUGUAACAUAGAGUUCAACCUAGACAUUGACCCAAACGUCUACAUCCACUACAACCUCUAUGAGACCACCAUCCGUUUUGCACCAGCAAACUUAGGAUACGAGAGGGGAGAAACUCCUCCGGCCUGCGACGAAUCGACAGAAGCCAACACGCGCUGGCGUCUGCGGUAUGAAAUCUACCAGUACUUCCUGCCGGAGAACGACCUAUCAGAGCGCAGCCUGUUCAGUGGCAUUCAGGCCGUGGCGGACAUCGAGGGCAUGAUGAAGAAUGGCAGACGGGUCAUGACGCUGUUAUCAUCAGAUCUGAGCAUGGCGUUGUUCAACUCUAUCCCCGGUCAGGGCGUCAUCUACUCGGUCAUCGUCAGAGACCCGCUGCUGAACACCUCGGCCUCCUACGUCCCCGUCCACACCUACGCCUGCAGCUUUGCUUCCACUCUGGACGGCUGUCAAACACUUGGAAAGAUAUCUACAAAGAUUUUCUUCACCAUUGCUGGCUUGGCAGGCCUGUUUGUCUGCUUCUUUGGGCAUCGAUUCUUUAAAUGUGAGUUGUUCUGCAUGGGAUUCAGCUUUGCAAUGUUUUUCUUCUUUGUGCUGAUCACAAGGACCACAGAGCUGGACUUUGACAUCUGUCUGGCCGUGUCAGCGGUGAUCGGCGUGGUGGGCGGGGUCCUCCUGGUGAUGAGCUGGUGGCGUUUCGGUUCGGUCAUGGCGUGCAUCGUCGUGGUUGGACUGAUGCUUGGCUUCCUCGUCGCCUCCACGGUCCUCUUCACUCCUCUCGGUGACCUCGAUGUGCUCAGACGCUCAGAUGCCGUUUUCUGGGUGACGUUCAGCUGCAUCAUGAUCAUUGUUCCGCUGCUCUUCGUGCGUUGGCCCAGAGAGGGAAACAUCGUCACGUGCGGCGCCGUCGGGGCUUACGCCGUGAUUCUGGCCGUCAACGCCUACAUCUACACCAGCCUGUCCUUCAUCACACUGAACAUCCUCAAACGCUUCCUCAACAACAACUUCAGUGCCGUGUUCACUGACGUGCCCUUCCAAGUGAUAGACUACGUCAUGAUCACAGUGUGGGUGGUGCUCGGCGUCUGCGGCAUGGUCUUGCAGCUGUACCGAGAGCGCACCCGCCCGUUCUUCCCGCCCAGCCCGUACCUCAUGUGGCUGCAGGAUCGCGAGCGCCGCAAGACCAACGUCCUCGACCCGAGCCACCACUUCCCCCCGCUGCCCAACCGCCUCCUGGCCCGAAUGCGGCAGUUAACCAAGAGGAUGGAGCCGGCCGGAGAGCACACGCCUCUGCUCCUGUAGACCUCGGACGCCGUCGCCGUCUCUGUCCGAAAGACAGUCCGGGUCUGAACCGGAGAGGAAAAGAUCCCUGUGAUGCACUUUUCACUGGAGAGAUCUGGGUGAUCUGGAGGAAUAAUGUCCUUCAUAACUGGCGCUGGACCUGUGACCCCAGAUCAGCUGACUGAAAGACGGUCUCAGUAGGAAUGCAUCGUAAAAGACACAGAGGGGUCAUACCACUGACACUCUGCUGGUGGAUUUUUUAAAUCCCAAAAAAGGUUUUUGUACAAAGACUUUCACCUUUUUUCCUGAAUGCCACUUUUAUUUAACACUUAAAUGACAUUUGAACAAAUCACUGAAACUGUUCUUGAAGAUGAGUCUAAAAUGUAGCUAUUGAUGCUUUUCGGUGUCUGUUACUUCUUGCACUAAAGUCACAAACUACUAACAUUAAGCAAAGCGAGGCAUUUUACCAGUUGGAUUUAUACAACAAUAUUGUUCUCAAAGCAACAAAAUAUUUAAUUAACUUUUUGAUGCUUAGCUGGCAUCUAAACAUCCAUUCAGAGGUUUGUUGUAGUUUAGUUUAAAACUACACCUUCAGCACAGAUUUUUAAUGAAGAGUACUGUUUAGUUAAAAUUUUAAACAACAUUUUUUUAAACAACAAAUUUUUAACAGGUCAAGUUCAUGUGAUGAUUUGAUGUUUUAAACUCUUACUGUCCAGUUUAAACCUUCAAAGUCCUGCUGGGGUCACGCAGGUCAGUAAACAGUGGAGUAGAAGCAGACAAACAGGCCUGCCAAGCCAGCAAUGGUGAAGAAAAUCUUUGUAGAUAUCUUUCCUGAAGAUAAGCCGAAAACAAAAACUGACGGACUGAAUAAAUAUUGCCCAGUUUUUACUUGUUUGCAUUUACACAGAAUAAGAGAAAAACACUAUUUUUCUCUGCAUUCACUGUGUCAGAAUAGAUUGGUUUAACCUCUUGCUCUCAUGCGUGUCUUUGUUUGGACCUAACUUUGCAGUCCGGUCCUUUUUGUUAUUUGCACACUGGAUUUUAAUGUACUGGCUGUAAGGGUGCUGAUUGAUUAUCUGUUAAAUCUGUGGACGUCUUUAAACUGCCGCCUGUGUGCCGUGACUUUUCUCAGGGUUUCACACUCAGCUUUCAGACCACAAUGCACCGAGACCAGACCUGGUCUUCAAGCCUCUAAAAAUGCCUGUAAGUAUUUUAUUUAGCAUUUUUUUCAGUCUGUGGACUUUUUAAAAUGAAAAAUCCAAAACAAUAUGCAGACAUGUUUAUGAAAAAUGAGGUGUAUAGUUAUUUCCUUUCCUCAGCAUUUGGAGGAAAAACCAAACAGCAUUCGACCGCAGCCCAGGGCCCUGACAUCGAGGCAGAUAAAUGAAAUACAGCAAUGAUUCCCUUAAUCAUUUACAACUAUGUUUCUACUGUGACAUGUCAACAUGUCCCAUGUAUUAACUUCCUCUUGCCUUGGAGGUUGGUGUCCAGAAAACAAAUCAUUUAAUAAACAGCUGAUGCCAAUUAAGCAAAUGGGUGGACCUCUCUGUUGUGCUGACAUUAACUACUGUUGAAAGAAGCACGGUGAUACUUAAAUAAAUUCACUUUUGUCCUCCACCGUUCCGUGUUUGACUUGUAGAAAUGAAAUGAAUGAAAAAAAGAUUGUCUUGUAUGUUAAAAAGAGUACAUUAUUCCUCUCUUACCACAUUCAACCACCCACACU
Anoplopoma fimbria (sablefish) is the source of this 3527-nucleotide messenger RNA. RefSeq names its product transmembrane 7 superfamily member 3 (gene tm7sf3). The transcript has 12 exons. The record is from RefSeq and is a predicted model, not a curated record. The coding region runs from base 140 to 1825 and encodes 561 amino acids. Lineage: Eukaryota; Metazoa; Chordata; Actinopteri; Perciformes; Anoplopomatidae.